UGCUCCUCCACUCUCGACGCCGCCGCCCCGCUACCAUGGUGAAGGACAAGACGGCGGCGCUGGAACGCGCGAAGAAGGCGACGGGGGCGGCGAAAGGCAAGAAGAUGAAUCGAGGGUCAUCGUCGAGGUCUGCGCUGUCGCCGGGUUGGACCCAGGGCGAUUGGAUCCGAUCUUCGCUCCGGCCGGAGGAUUUGGAGGAGCUGGCUGACUCCGGUCUGAUUGUCAACGGAGCUGCGAGGCUGCCGAAGGGGGAAACGGAGCCUCAGCCGCGGCCGGGUGAGUGCGUUCUGCUCGCCACCCAUGUCGACCGCGGUUUCUUCCUUCCUCCACAACCUUUUUUCAGGGGUUUCUUGAACUUUUUCAGAGCUCAGCUCCAUCACUUCUCUCCCAACACCAUUAUGUACCUCGCCGCUUUUGUGUCCAUGUGUGAAAAUUUCUUGGGUUGUUGUCCGCACUGGGGUCUUUUCAAGCACAUCUUCACAAUCCGCUCCCAGUCGGUGUAGAAAGCGAAUUCGAGUGACGAGAGGACGCACGUGAUCCAAAUGUGCGGGGGUUUGGGGAUCUAGAAGAGGAAAAGGAGCGCUUUCCCUUCCAUGACACUUCCUGAGUCGGUCAGGGGCUGGCAGUCGACCUGGUUCUACUGCCAGGAUAUUGCGACUCCCGGUCAGUCGACCGGUCUUCCCCCUUUCUCUUUAGAUCACGCCCAACAACCUUCUUUGUUGAAAGUGACCGCUGCGGAGAAGGUGGAGACAAACAUGUUGGUCGAGAGAGUGGUCCUAACCGGCAUGGACUUGUUGGAGGUGUUUCUCAAUCGAUGCAUCCAGCCGCUCCAGGCUCGUGACCACUCGAUGUGGAUGUACUAUGGAGCCAACGACACCGCUCGAGUUCAUCCAGAGGAGGUUACGGACAAGAUGGUGGCCCUGUGGCUGAAAGGUAUUACGGGAAACAAGGACAACCCCAGGGGAGCCAGGAGAGUCGACCCAUUCAACGCCAACAACCAACCAGAUAAGGUUUAUACUAAGAUGUACUCGAUGCCCAACGACGAACAAGCUUUGGAGCAAGACCAAGAGGGAUAGGACAGCGCAGAAGAAAGCGGCGACUGGCAAUCUCCAGAAGACGAUGACGAGGAGGAAAGUAAGGAGUCGGACGACGACGAGAUAGUCGACUCACCACCUCGCACAGAGUGUCGAUCCAAGCUGCUCAAUGAUCCAGCGGGCGGGCGUGGCAAGACCGUGGCUCCAAGCACUCAAGCACAGAAGCGCACUUGGACUUCGACUCCUGAGCCGACGGAGAAGGUCGCCAAGCAGCCCAAGGUCGUCCCCUCGAAGGCUCGGAAGACCUUGCCCAAGUUCAAGA
Molecule: messenger RNA, 1356 nt
Organism: Triticum dicoccoides
Lineage: Eukaryota; Viridiplantae; Streptophyta; Magnoliopsida; Poales; Poaceae
Exons: 2
Coding region: 594-1076 (160 amino acids)
Source: RefSeq, a predicted model, not a curated record